Drosophila serrata is the source of this 7300-nucleotide messenger RNA. It is a transcript of the gene enc, whose product is annotated as R3H domain containing protein encore. The record is from RefSeq and is a predicted model, not a curated record. Gene Ontology annotation, molecular function: nucleic acid binding. Lineage: Eukaryota; Metazoa; Arthropoda; Insecta; Diptera; Drosophilidae.
CAAUGUAAAUUUGCACAGCUUUGAAGACAAGUUUUAACUGAAAGCCUUUGAUAAAAACGUUAAAGAUAAGGACAAAUAUUAAUAAUAAUACCCAAAGAACUUGAGCUGCCAGACUGAGUUUUAGAGUGCCAGCUGCGACAGUGUGACCAGCCACAUUCGAUUGCAUUUUAACCAAACGUUAUCGGCGGUGGUGAGGGAUUUGUCGUACGGGUCUUACUGUUGAAAACCUCAUUUUCUGUAUUAUUAUUAUUAUUAUCUCGUAUCGGCGGUUUAAACAAAUGUGAAAAGCAUCGCGAAAAGCACCCACAACUGCAGCGCCGCCCCCCGCAGAUCGUCCGCCGUUCCCAGCCGCAAAAUCCGGAACAGCGGCCAAGAGAAGCCGAGCCAGUGGAGAAGGAAGUCAACAGAGGAGGAAAAAAAAGAAUAUCCAAGAAAAACAGCAACAACAAUCGCCAUGGCCAGCAGAACUGAAAAUGUACACUUGACAUAAACUGUGAUUAUGAGUUCCACAAAAUCUCAAGUAGCCCUAGCUACGAAUAUUCCAACCAAUUUAUCCUCUGCCGCUUCUGCCUCAACAGCGGCCGCUGCGGCCGCCGUUGUAGUUGUUGCCAGUGCCAACGCCGCCGUUGCCUCAAACACUAACUCAUCCUCCGGAUUGGGAGCGGGUGUGGGACUUGGAGGAGGAGGAGUAGUAGGAGGAGUCACUGUUGCUGCCAGCGGACCUGCUGCAGUCACAGGAUCAGCAUCUUCCUCUGUCCCAACGGGAUCAGCAACGGGAACAACAACUGUUGUUGGAACUGUUGUCCCAACAGCAGCAGCAGCAGCCGCAACAUCCUCUGUUGUUGUUGCCACCGCCACCACCACUGUUGCAGCACCCUGUGUUGCUGCAGUAACCACAAGCAACUGCAACAGCAACAGCAGCAGCAGCAACAGUAAUAGUAACAACAACUGCAGCGAGGAGUUCCAGACAGUGCCAGGAUCCGGAAACGGAGGAGCUGCCAAUUUGGGACGCCAGAAUAGCUUCGGCAACAGACGGGGCAACAUGAAGGGCAAACAUCUCACACGCAGCCAUGCGAUGCGUGAGUCGACAUCGCCACCGCGCACGCCAACGCCGCGCGCCGCCUCCGAGCAGCUCCAGGGGGAAGCCCAUGAAAACAACAACAAUAAUAAUAACAACAACAACAACAAUAAUGCCAUAAUCAGCAAUAACAAUAACAACAACAGCAAAGCACAAUCAACUGGAAGGGGCAACUCGCCGUUGAUGGAGUCGCCACCUGCGGUGAUUGUCACUAGUCAGCAGCAGCAGCAGCAGCAGCAGCAACAGCAACAGCAACAGUCGCCACCGAAGCCGCAACAGAAUGUGCCGCUCAGCAAUGAGGCAGAGUUCCCAAAGCUAUCGCCACCAAAGAAAUCCGGCGGACAGCACAAUCGCACCAAUAGCAAUGGCAGCGGCAUGGAGUAUAAUAACAACACCGGCGGCAAGAAGUUCGUGGUGGAUCUGAAGGCCAAUGGCCUGGACAACCAGAAGCAUCAGAAUAACUCCAAUAACAGCAACAGCAGCAACUCUUCCACGGGUGUCAUAUACAACUCCGGAAUGAACUACAAGGCGGCGGAUCGACAUGAUCGACAUGAGCGUCACGAGAUGUCCAGCCAGAACAGCAAUCUGAGCAAUAACCACGACGAGGAGCCGUAUCACUACGAGCCCAGGGGAGCUGGCGGAGGCGGUGGCAACAAGAAGCAUCGAACCAACAACACCAACGCCAAGGGUAACAAGCCGCGCUUGAAGAAUCUUGGUGGCAGCUCAUCCGGUAGCAUUGAUGGGGGCAACAACGGAGGUGGAGGAGGAGGAGGAGGAGGCGGCGGCAAUGGCAACGUGUCCAACAACGGCAACUCCAACAAUUCGAGCAGCAACAACACCUCGGGCUUUAUAUCGCGCGUCUUUCAUCAAUCAGAGAACUCGAGCGAACAGUACACGGACUACGGUGGCACCGAUCUCCUAAUGUUCUUUCGCGACACUCUCAACAAGAAUCUCAAGGAUCGCAAUAUUCUGCUCAAAAUCGAGAAGGAUCUGAUGGAGUUCGUUCAGGAGAAUAGUCGCGGCUGUGAGUAUCGUUUUCCGCCCGCUUCCUCGUACAAUCGGAUGUUGAUCCAUCGCACCGCCGCCUUCUUCGGCAUGGAGCAUAAUGUGGACACCGAGACGCAGCAGUGUGUGAUUGUGGCCGUCACCAAGGGCACGCGCAUACCAGAGAUACGCUUCCAGUCGCUGGUGCGCGACGAUGCACGCAAAUCGAUUCUGAAGCGGGACACGCACAGCUUCGACGAGGUGCGUCAGUCACCUUACCUGUGUCCCCUCUCCCUGGAUCGCAAGGCCAAAAGCUUCGAGGAGCGCGAGGAGGACUAUGAUCGGGCGCGCAGUCGUAUCUUUAGUCGAACUGGUGGACCUCAGGAUGGUUAUUCCGGAGGCGGUGGCGACGAGGAGUGCUACGGAGGCUGGGAGCAGCAGCAGCAGCAACAGCAGAAGCAAUCUCAGCAGCCGCCCAGGCCAAAGAGGCCCAAUGGAAAGAUGCUGCAGAUGCAGAAUUCCACGGAAUCACGCGAUGGAUCGAUGCGUUCGGGCGGCGGAGCCGUGCCCAAGUCCCACAACUUUGGCAACUAUGGUGGACCGCCCAGUUCCGGUGGUCCUGGUAACAAUUCCCUGCCGCGCGGUGAUUCCACAAACUCCAACAAAAGCGGACGCGGCUUCGUCAAGCAGGACUCCACUGGCAGCACCUCCACACCAUGGCGGCUGUCACCUUCCAGCAGUGGCUACAAGACUCGCACCCAAUCCGUGCGCUCCGACUCCGUCACGCCCUCGCCCACGGGCUACGGCAGCGACAGGCAGACGCCGGAGCUGAACCAUCCGCCUCCGCCUCCGCCCAGUCACAGCCAUGGCCAUAGCAGUCACAGUCAGAGUCACAGUCAUGGGCAUGGCCAUGGGCAUGGGCACAACCACAGCCGGGUGUCCGUGGUUGGAGCACCGGCGGGCACAGCCGACUCAACAACGCCGCCCCUGGGAAUAGUGGGAGCCGCGUCCUCCGGGUCGGCAUCGGCAUCGUCGUCGUCGUCGUCCAACUCCUCGGGGACAUCGGGACUCGUCUGGGCCGUCACAGACAUUUCGAAUGUGCCAAUUGGCAGCCUCCUCAUUGAUCCGCAAACCCUCCAACCAAUUGUCAAUGCAGACGGUUCCAUCUACCACUACGACCCGUCCAACCUACCGCCCAACCAGGCGCUUCAGCACACUGGAGGCAAUCAAUACCAGUCGCAGGGCAACCAGGGCAACUCCUCCUCCGGUGGCUACAGCAACUAUCGCAAAUCGUCGCCGCAUUUGCAGCAGCAACAGUUGCAACAGCAGCAACAGCAGCAGCAUCAGCAACAGUUGCAGCAACAGCAACAGCAACAGCAGGUGCCACCCCAGCAGCAGCAGCAACAGUAUGUCACCACUGAGCUCUCCUGUAGUUCCACCGAAAGCUACGCGGAAGAGACCCAAUCGCCAGGCAUGGAGUGCUCCGAGGGAUACGAGAGCUACGAACAGCAGCCGCAACAGCAGCAGCAGCAGCAGGAUGGAGGCAGCGUCAAGGGCGACGAUUGUGAUAGCUUGGCCAGUGCCACGGCCUGCCUGAGCAUUACCACUUCCACCUCCACGAAGAACUAUGAUCGCAUCGAGGUGCAAAAAUACAAGAACCAGGCCACCAGUCCCAAUAUACCUGCAUGCUGUGGAUUGAGUGACAAGCCGCUGGAGAUGGAUGCAAAUGCCGGAGCUCAGCAGGAGCCACAGGAGCCGGAGCCACUGGCCGGACCCUCCUCUUCCACCUCAUCUGUGGGCACUACCGCCGAAUUGCUGCCGGCCAGCCAGACGCCUUUGCCACUGCAGCCUCUAGUGGCUGCCGCCACGCAGGUGAACUGCGACCUCCAGUCUGUCUCGCCCAGCUCCACGCCCUACAGCCAGUGUGAGGUCAAGACACCCAGCCAGAGCCACGGACCUAGUGUGGCCGUCGUCGAGGAGCCAAAGACCACCACCUGGACGUAUACGCAGAGCUAUCAGGCGCCGGACGGAUCCACCGUCUUUCACACCACCACAACGCCCAACGGGGCGGCGCCCUACUGCGCCACCACAUAUCAGCAGGGGCCCGAUGGCAGCAUCUACGCGGUGCCGCAGGGCAUGGUGUAUGCCGCGUAUCCACAGCCCGGCGUGCCAAGUGCCGGCGGCGCCUCACAGCCGCUCUUCCAGCUGACGACCAGCAGCCAUCCGCCCGCUCAGACGUUGUUUGCCUCACCCGAGGCCGGCGGCGAGCUGGCCGGUGGCACCUACAUGAUACCUGUCUUCGAUCCGGCCCAGCAGCCGCGUGAGGGUCUUAUCCCGGCGCAGGCCAUCUAUCAGGCGGGACCGGGAGGACCAGCGACGGCGACCACAGUGAUGCCGAUGGCAGCAGCGGCCGCCUAUCCAACGGCCCAGUUCGCGACUGCAGCGGCACCCAAUGGCGGGCCCAUCUACCAGGCGCCACUCAUCUACUCCAGCGAACCCGGCGCCGGGGGUGCCCAGCUCCAGCAGCUGCCCAUGGCCCCGUAUCCGAUCCAAUACUCGUAUCCGUAUUACCACCCCAUCUCGUACUAUGUGCCCCAGCAGGCGGUAGCUGCCGCGCCCAUGGUGGCAGCCACCCAGCCACCGGUGCAGCAGCAGGUGCAGCACACGCACCCGCCGGGAGCUGGGACAGCAGCUGGUCCCCCAGCGGUGGUGUCAGCCCAACAGCAUCACCAGCCGCAUCAGCAGCACCACAAUCACCAGCAUCAGCAGCAGCAGCAACAGACGAGCAAUGGCGGUGCGGUGGUGAGCUCCUCCAGCGGCUACGGAGGACGUGUAAAGCGUACGCCUGGCGGCGGAUCCAUUCACUACAAUCCCAGCGGCUACCAACCCAGUUCGGUGGGCCACCAUGCCGGCGGCGGUAGUGCUGGUGGCCAUCAUGCGGCGGCCGGUUCCGCCCAGCUGAUUGCUGCUCCAGCGGCCAGCACAACCACAUAUCAUGCGCUGCCCACGCUGACACUGGCCCAUGGCGGCGGAGCGCCUGGCACGGAUCUCAGUGGUGCGGCGGGAGCGGCACAUUUGUACGCGCUGCCCGCCCAACACGCCACCGCGUUGAUCCCAACGAAUAUCUUCCCCUACGCGGCGGCAGCGGCGGCUGCAGCAGCAGCAGCGGCGGGCGGUCCAGGCGGUGGUCCUCCCUCAGCUCCCCAGGUGGUUCAGCAGGCGCCACCACCACCACAGGCCGGGCCACAUCAUGCACUGAUCACGGCGGCUCCCUUCUAUCCAGCGGCCAGUGGGAGUGCCAUGGAUCAGGUGGCCUCCCAAUCGGCGCCCAGCACGCCAGCGGCUCCAGGAAGACAGGCGCCGUUGUUCAGCACUCCGCCGGCACAUCCCGGCAACAAUGGGAACAGCAGUGGCAGCAGCAGCAGUGCCGGAGGAGGCGGCGGUGGUGGCUACCACAGCAACAGCUCAACGCCGCACUACUACCAGAGCCAGAGCAGCAACGAGGGAGGCGGCGGCGGCUACUCACCCUACGAGAAGCGCAAUAAUGGCGGCGGUGGCGGAGCGUCUGGAGCACAAACUGUGGGAGGAGUGCGCAAGCCUUAUCAUCCCGGCGGCUACAAUCCUAGACACCACUCGGUUCCACUGGGUGGCAUGCCCUCCGGGGCCAAGACGCCGCUUCUCAACUCCAACAACGAGCCAACGCCGCGUGCCUCGCCGAGCAGCGUGAGCCUGGGUGGAGGAGGAGGAGGUGGUGGUGCCGCCUCCUCGUCUUCCGGUGGAGCCACCAGCGGCAGCACUACCACCACCUAUCACCAUCGCGGGCCACCGCCACCCCAUUCGAUGGGAGGCAAGCGGGAGAACAAGCCCAACCAGCUGCCGCUCAUCAGUGGCCCACCGCCGCCCAGCUAUGCGACGAGCUCGAAUCCCGGCGGCUAUGAGACCAAGCCACCCAUUCGUCUGAAUGCCGGAGCCGCCAGCUUCCGAAGCCAGAAGUCCAUGAGCCAGAACCAGGACUAUCGGCGCAGCGUUUCCCAGCGCAACUCGCCCAGCGCCAAUGGCGGCAAUGGUGGCAGCCAUGAGAGCAGCAACAACUCGCCCAACAGUAUUGCUGGCAGCAACAGCAACAACAACAGUGCCGCCAACACGCCCAACGCUGCUCCACAGCCCCAACAACCGACCCUGGUCACCAGUCACUCCGGCGGCUAUGUGGUCCUGGACCAGGCCACCGGAGCUGCCAUGAAUGCUGCCUCACCGCCUACCAUUUACCUGGGCAGCGCCGGCGGUGGCGGAGCAACCGGUGGUGCUGCUGGGCCAGCGGCUGGCUCGAAUGGCGGACCGCAACCAGGUGGCGGCGGCGGCGCCCGCUCGCACAUUCCCACAGCCCAGCUGCAUCAUAGUGCCGCUGCUGCAGCCGCUGCGGCGGCCGCUGGCAGCCAGCAGGCCACGGCGGCGGUGCUGAGCGGCGUGGCCGCUGCGGCCGCCCUUGGUGGCUACAAUCCAAAUGGGGCGUCCGCCGGCGUAUACUUCAAGUACGGCCAGACGUACUUUGCGCAUCCCUCGGUAGCCUUGCCCAACAGUCGACGGUCGCCGUCGAAUGAUAUCCGGCCGCAAAUGGCGCAGGUGGCCGGAAUGUAUCCCACUAUGAUGAUACAAGCGCGUCAUCCCAGUCGCCAUCCGAACCCGAACUACAAAGGUUCGCGUCCGCGGUAAAGCCAGCCGGAAAAAUCCAAUAUAUAGGAAACCCAAAAGCAAAACAAAAACUACAUAAACAUAACGGCAUACCUAAGAUAAAUAUAAAAAUAGCAACCUAAUCUAGUGGAACAUAAAGUAGAUGACAACCAUAAUACUAGGAGAGCAAGUGGAGCGGAUGAAUGGAUGAACGGACAAACGGAUGGCCGGAGGCAAGGAGCAUAGGCCUCGUCGAGUGCUGGCCGCAGAGAGUUGUCGGGCAUUUUGGUAGCAGUAGCUGGAGGACAAGAGAGACAGUGGCACCAGAAACCAAAACCGAACUAUAAGGAGCCGGGGGAGCAAAGCCAGAGUGGGAAUGGGGGACCCGACAAAGCAUAGCAUAUAUGGCCUCUAUAGAGUUAAGUUACCAUUACUGAACCGCUACAGAAAGAGGGAACGAUCAGGAGGAAGGAUAAGGAAGAAAGGAGGAAAUGAAUUGAAUGCUGUAUAUUUUGUGCCAUUACAAAAAUAGUCUUUAAAUUAAAGAAACGAAGAACCGAUGAAGCCGAA